GGAGUAUAAACGAGCGCCACAAGUUGAUCGGCAUUUCACAAGUAUCACGGUCGUUGGAGCAACAGCCACUGUUCACUUAUAUACCUCCUACGACUCUGCAGCGGACUUCGCAUUCGGUCAGCACAUCAUCGGAAACAUGAUGGUGGGAGCUUCGGUGGCGUGUGGUUUGUUGGUUGUGAUACUUGUGUGCACCAUUCCAGCAUCUUUAUCUGCACCUUAUCCAUUGCUACAAGGGCAAAAUAACGCAUAUUUGUCAUCAGAAAACGACGGAGACCCUGAAGUUAUGUUGGAAUUAUUGGCUCGAAUAGGCCAAAAUAUCAUGAGAGUUAAUGAAUUGGAAAAUUCUAAGCGUGGGCUCGAUUUGGGCUUAAGCCGAGGCUACUCAGGCACACAAGCGGCAAAACAUUUAAUGGGCAUGGCAGCAGCUAAUUUUGCUGGUGGUCCAGGUCGCCGACGUCGCAGUGAUAUGCUUCCUAAGCUUCUUACACCUUAAACUUUUAGUUUGUUAAAAAUUAUAAUUACAAACUACUACAUUAAAAUAAAUACUAAAUAUCAUAUAAAUAUAU
Molecule: messenger RNA, 566 nt
Organism: Diuraphis noxia (Russian wheat aphid)
Lineage: Eukaryota; Metazoa; Arthropoda; Insecta; Hemiptera; Aphididae
Gene: Dh31
Product: diuretic hormone class 2
Biological process (GO): body fluid secretion
Molecular function (GO): diuretic hormone activity; G protein-coupled receptor binding
Source: RefSeq, a predicted model, not a curated record